CGCCAUUUAAACUUUUCUCUAAAAGUCGGCGGCGAUGUUAAUUGAAAGAGUAAAAAGUUUAUUUGCCAAAAAGGAUGAAAAUGCAUAAGGAGCACGAUAUACACCUCAAAUUGGGAGAUUCAACUGCGAACCACAGAAAUGCUUCAAAAGAUAAUGAACAUCGCAAUAUGCUGCGCAGUCUUGAUUUGGGGAUUUCAUCCCAUUGAGAGUUCAAGACCGGUAGAAAACACUCCAUUAUACACACAUGGAAUAUUGUAUGAAAAAUUAAAAAAUGUAAAAUUUCAGUUAGGUGAAUGGAUGUUCCAUUCUUCACAAAACCUCGAUAUUUUAACAAAAGAAAUUCGCGUGGUUGAAAUUCUUUCUAAUUAUAUUAACGAGUCAUGUUCCAAGUUGGAUACAGAUUUUGGGAUUGAUUGUUUACAAAUAUUGGCAGAAAUAAACUAUGAAGUAAAAAAUCUAGACGAUAUAAAAGAGAUAAUCGAUGCUCAAUGUAAAACAGUUACUUCCUCCCGUACCAAACGGCAGAUUAAUUUUAUUGGUCAUAUAUUUAAAGAAAUCGCUGGAGUAAUGGACAGCGACGACUCCAAAAGAGUAGAUAAUGACCUGAUAAAAAUUAAAAAUAACGAACAACAAUUGAUGGGUCAAUUACAUAAACAAACAAUCGCAAUCGAUUCAAUGUUUGAACUUACCAAUCAAACAAUUUAUAAUGUACAAGACAAACUCUUGAAUUUCUCACUAGCUAUUGAUUCCAUCAACAAACAAAAAAGUGAAGAAGGUGCAAAAUAUUUGGCUAGAAAUCAUUUGAACACACUAAUUGGUGAACUGAAUUUGAUUUUGACACAUGUGAUCAGAAGAAAAGAUUUGAUUACACAACUGAUGCAAACAGGAGACAUAAAUUUAACUCCAGAACUUGUGACUCCAACUCUUUUCCUGAGUGAAUUGGAAAAAGCCAGUAAACAAUUACCAAGUGGUUACAGAUUCCCUGUGCAACCGAAUCUUAAAAAUAUAAUGAUGUUUUAUAAAUUGAGUAAAACUACGUCAAUACUUAAUGAUUGUGAAAUAAAUGUAAACAUAAUUACUCCAAUUGUAAGUAAUAUUCUUUUUGAAGCUCAUAAAGGCACAACAGUACCAAUUAUAAAAGACAAUAAAAUUCUAAUCGUUCCAUUAGAGAAUGAUGUAAUUUUAAAAUCUCAUAACAAUAGUGUGUCUACAACAAUGAAAUAUUCAGAAUAUGAUUCAUGCAUGUCUGUGCAAGAUUUUAAAUUAUGCCAAACAACUCAUAAAUUUCAUAACGGUAAUAUAACUGGUGACUGUUUAUCAGAAAUGUUUUUAAAUAAAACCUCAAAUUCAUGCAUAUAUCAACCUCUUACUUUAAAUCAUCAGCUAUGGUUGCAAACCGCUGAUAAAAACAUGUGGGUUUAUGCAGUCCCGAACUCAACAACCAUAAAUAUAUUGCAAAAUGGAAAAUUGUCCCAUACAGAACUUUCAGGAGUUGGAAAAUUACGAAUAACAGAGCCAUGCUUAAUUUAUUUCAAUACAAUAUAUCUCCAUUAUUAUACAAAGGGAUCAACAGACUUUGAAUUUGAAAUUCAAAAGAUAGAUUUUCCUCAUAUCCAACAAGAAACUUCAAUAAUAAAAGAGAAAAUUCCGAACACUAUCAAACAUAAUGUUAUACCUAUCAUUAAUGAAAAAUCUUUAUUUGAUGAAAUUAACAAUCUAAAAGCUAUGAAUUCUGGAAAAAUUCAAUUAAUGGAUAUUGAAUUAGAAAAACAUUCAAUUUCAUUCUGGAAAAUAUUCCUCGUACUUAUAUCAAUUUCAAUUAUAUCUUGGUUGAUUAUUAAGUUAUAUAAAUUUCUGAAAACUAAAUUUGCAAAAGGAAACAACAAUAUGACAUCACGUCGCCAAAGGUCUCCACCACAUCCAUCGGCUCCUUUUCAACAAUCAGAACCUUUACGGAUUAUCUAUUCAACAAAUAAUGAAGAAGAAAAUGAAGGUGUUUUGUUCUUAAAUAAUAAAAGAUUACCUAUAGCCAAGAAACAAAUGUUAGGGCAAAUUUCAUUUUAAAACAUAAACUAUAUACAAGACAAACAUUUUUUUUUUAAUGAUUUAAAUAUUAAUUAAGAAUAAAAUAAUAAGUUGGUAACAGUAUCAAAAGGACAAGAAAAAGUUUCCAUUAUCCCAAAAAUAUAAUAAAAACUUUUUUUUUUAGUGGGAUAGUAAUGUGGCCAAUGAUAUUACGUAUGCAUUAACAUAAGGUUCGUGCACCAUUGGUAAUAAACAUAAACCUAUGCUAAUGGAAAGCUAGUCUAGGCGUAGAUAAACUCAUGCGGAAACACAAAACAUGUAUGUCAACAUAUUCAAUAAACAAAUAUGUAAAUUAACAUAAGGCGCGUGCAUA
Molecule: messenger RNA, 2398 nt
Organism: Armigeres subalbatus
Lineage: Eukaryota; Metazoa; Arthropoda; Insecta; Diptera; Culicidae
Exons: 3
Coding region: 139-2064 (641 amino acids)
Source: RefSeq, a predicted model, not a curated record